AUGAGAGCGAAGAGCACAAUAAUGCUGAGCAUCGUAAUAGUUUUUUACGUUACUCUUCUAGUAAUUAGCGAUGGUGUGGUUGAAGGCAGUGAAGGAGGAGAUGGGUUGAGUGAUGAGAAGCUGUUCAAUCCGUAUGGGCGAAGGCAUUGGUGUGGUGGUGGAUUGGGCCGUGGGAUUUACAGCCGGGGAUUUAGACGUAGUACUGGAUGCUCCGGUGACGCUGGGCCCGGUGGUGGUGGUGUGGAGCGACCGGAGGUGGCGUUGGUGGCGGAAUUAGAGGUGGAGCCGGAGGUGGUGCGGAGCGGUGGCGGUAUCGGUGGUGGAGGUGGUGCCGGUGGUGGACUUGGCGGGGCGGAGGCGGUGCGGGUGGGGAGUGGUGGGAGGAGUUGGUGGUGA
Molecule: messenger RNA, 396 nt
Organism: Asparagus officinalis (garden asparagus)
Lineage: Eukaryota; Viridiplantae; Streptophyta; Magnoliopsida; Asparagales; Asparagaceae
Product: glycine-rich cell wall structural protein 1-like
Exons: 1
Coding region: 1-396 (131 amino acids)
Source: RefSeq, a predicted model, not a curated record